UUUAAAUUUAGCGCUAGCUGAAACACACACAGAUUGCAAUAGUCCUUUUGCUCGUUUCGAAUAUUUUCCAUUGGCAUUUUCAACCGCUAAAAUACACAUACACACAAGACCGGUGCUCGUUUAAUUUAACAUUACAGACCCACUGUGAGAGUGGCAGAGCUGUUCCCGCCGCAUACACAAACAGACACACGCACGCUGUACACGAUUCAGUGUCACCAAUGCACACGCGCACAAACACACACACACACAUACGCUGUAUCAAUACCGGCUGCCGCAUUCGAAUUUACCAACCCACCAAUACCAAUGUAAAACGGUUCGUUUGCUUAACGAAAAGAUACAUGCACUCAAGAACGAAAUUACUCAGCAUGGGAGCCAUUUUUGUAGUAGAUAUUUUUUCGAAUUGAGACAAGCGCGUCAGGCGUCUACUUUGCGGUGUGUACUCUUCUGUCGAACCGAGUAAAAAAAAAAUAACCAAUAAAUUUCCUAGCACCAUAGUUAAGUGAAACAAGAAAAGGUUUUUUUGCAAGAAAAACUAGAUUUUAUAUUUUGACAACAAAUUAACGUGUGUGAAAAAUCUAUUGUGCGUUUUGUGUGUUCAAUCGUUAAAUCGUUGAAAAUUUUUUGUGAUUGAAAUUAUCUUCAAUUUUCUCUCAUUCAAUCAAAAACUGUUGUAUUUUAAAAAUGGCUACAAAAACAAAGCAUACGGGUCGUUCACAGACGCCAACGGUGCCGAAAUCAACAUCGACGCCAAAUCCACGGGCCCAGAGCCCGCUAAGUCCAACGCGCCAUAGUCGCAUUGCAGAGAAGGUUGAGUUGCAAAAUCUUAAUGACCGUUUGGCUUGCUACAUCGAUCGUGUUCGCUUUUUGGAAGCUGAAAAUUCCCGUUUAGGUGUUGAGGUUCAAACCAUUGUUGAAACGCAAACACGCGAGAAAACGAACAUCAAGCAGAUGUUCGAAUCUGAGCUAUCCGAUGCGCGCAAAGUGUUAGACGAGACAGCUAGAGAGAAAGCUCGAUUGGAGAUUGACACCAAGCGUUUGUUUGAAGACAAUUCUGAUUUGAAGAAUCGUUUGGAAAAGAAGACAAAAGAAUUGAACGCAGCUCUAUUGUAUGAACAACGCUACAAUGAUCUGCAGGCCAAAUACAAUUCGGCUGUUGCUGACAAGAAGAAGGCCCAAGAUGACAACAAGGAACUCGAAAAUGAGAUUGCCAAAUUGAAGGCGGCAUUGAAUGAUUUGCGUAAGCAUUUGGAAGAGGAAACAUUGGCCCGUGUUGAAACGGAGAAUACGGCACAAUCGCUGCGCGAAGAAUUGACAUUCAACACUCAGAUCCACACUCAGGAAUUGAAUGAUACACGUAAACGUACCAUGAUCGAAAUCAGUGAGAUCGAUGGCCGUUUGUCGGAGCAGUAUGAGGCGAAGUUGCAAAAGUCGUUGCGCGAAUUACGCGAUCAAUAUGAAGCUCAAAUGCGCUCCAAUCGUGAAGAAGUUGACGCUUUAUAUGAAGCCAAGAUUAAGAACUAUCAAGGUGAAGCCACUCGUGCCAGUGCCUCAGCUUCCGCUGCCAUCGAAGAGAUUCGCACUACUCGCAGUCAAAUUUCGCAUUUGAAUGAUAAGAUUGCUGAAUUGGAAGGCCAAACAUCCAAUUAUUUGGCACGCAUCCGUGACCUCGAAGCCUUACUCGACAACCAAAUCCGUCUUCGUGCUGAAGACGAGGCUGAAAUUCGCCGUUUGCGCGAAGAAAUGACUCAACAACUCCAAGAAUACCAGGACCUUAUGGACAUUAAGGUUUCAUUGGACUUGGAAAUUGCAACUUAUGGCAAAUUGUUGGCUGGCGAAGAAGAGCGUCUGAACAUUUCGAACACAUCGACCAGCCAAUUUUCGCAAUCGUUUGGUCGUUCGGGCCGGGCCACUCCAGCUGGCCGUGGCACACCAUCUCGUGCCGGUAAACGUAAGCGUACGUUCCUCGAUGACACCGACGAAGUCAGCACCGCUGAUUUCUCCGUAUUAUCAGCAUCGAAAGGCGAUGUUGAAAUCCAAGACUCAUGCCCCGAAGGUAAAUUUGUGAAGCUAUUCAACAAGGGUGAAACCGAAAUUGCUAUCGGCGGCUGGCAAUUGAAACGUGCUUCAGGCGAAAAUGAAACCGUCUUCAAAUUCCAUCGUUCAGUCAAAAUCGAACCAAAGGGAGUCGUCACCGUUUGGUCAGCUGAAACUAAUACCACACAUGAACCACCAGCAAACAUUGUUAUGAAGCAAAAAUGGUUCCCAGGGGAAUUGAUCAAAACACAUCUGAUCAACGCGGACGGCGAGGAAGUGGCCACCAAUGAACGGAUACGAAAGGUGUUGAGCACACGUGCCACUCGUCUACGAUAUGGUGAAGAUUUGCACCAUCAGCAGGGCGAUCCACAAACCAACGGCAAUGAAAAAUGCUCAAUCAUGUAAAUGAUGCUCUCUGCACGCCCAGACACGUACGCCACCCACUUAUACCAUCAAAAAGUAAAUGGUCCAUAAAAUAAAAGCAAAUCAGCAACGAGAAAGAGAUUUAAAAAGAAGGAAUGAGUUUAUUUCCCUACAGAAAUGCAAAGAAAAAAAACAAGAAUUUUUUUUAGAAUUUUUCGUUGAUCAAAACCAUUGUGUUUUUUUUUUUUAAAAAAAACCCGUUCAAACAUACAUACGAUUAGGUCAAAAUAACAGUCAUGCAGAUAAGUCAAAACAAAUAGCAACAAAAAUUAUAAAAAAUCAAUCGAAAAUACAAAAUUGCAUGGUACACAAACAUAUGUAGUAGUAAGAAAAGGAAAAAAAAAAAUUGUAGCGGGCAAGCGAAUCAUAAGAACCACCAGUUCCAUACAAUAGAGAUUAAGACAAAAUUUAUAGGUAUAGGCUCAACUAACAAUGAAACAAAGAAACAAAACAAAAACAAACCGAAUCUAUUGCAAAAAAAUUAUUCAAAUAAAUAGAACAAACAAACAACAACAACAACAAAAAUUAAAAGCAAGCCCGAAGAUUAUAAAAACAAAAAUGUACGUCUCGUAUACCAUCUAAAGUUAAACUGUCCUGCUUUUGUGCUUUGUCGACGUUUAAUAUAUUUACGUUUCUUUUUUUCUUUAUAUUCCUCCUUUCUAUUUACUAAUAAAGGUUCAUUCAGUUUA
Messenger RNA from Sitodiplosis mosellana (orange wheat blossom midge), 3146 nucleotides. RefSeq names its product lamin Dm0. Lineage: Eukaryota; Metazoa; Arthropoda; Insecta; Diptera; Cecidomyiidae. The record is from RefSeq and is a predicted model, not a curated record. Bases 682 to 2439 code for a protein of 585 amino acids. The transcript is spliced from 4 exons.